Messenger RNA from Papilio polytes (common Mormon), 2457 nucleotides. RefSeq names its product toll-like receptor 6. Gene Ontology annotation, molecular function: protein binding; transmembrane signaling receptor activity. Gene Ontology annotation, biological process: toll-like receptor signaling pathway; immune response; inflammatory response. Lineage: Eukaryota; Metazoa; Arthropoda; Insecta; Lepidoptera; Papilionidae. The record is from RefSeq and is a predicted model, not a curated record. The transcript is spliced from 8 exons. The coding region runs from base 135 to 2396 and encodes 753 amino acids. Gene Ontology annotation, cellular component: membrane.
AGUGAUAUCUUUGAAAAAAGUAAUGUUAUAAAAAGAACAAACAGCUGUGUGUUGGACAGCGAGUACAGGUGGAGCACAGCUACGAUGAACAAUAUCCUAUUUUACUUGAUUAUCCUACUGAAACGGAUGCCAUAAUGUUACUGCUUUUAUUGGUUAUGGUAUGGUUGGGUGCGGUGGGCGCGCAGCCGCCGCCGCAGGAGCGCUGCCUCACCGGCUACAUGACAGACGUACAGAGCUGGGUCGACGACCGCGGAAAGCUCACUGAGAGAGCACCUCGAGAUAGUAAGAUCGACGUGUCGUAUCAGUUCAACGCGAAUCGCCGGCUGCACCAGCAGCUGGAAGCCUACUCCUGCGCCAACGGCAGCUCCGUGCAAUACCUCAGCAUGGCUAGGAAUCAGCUGCAACUCGUGCCCAAGAUCUUCCAAUUCACCGAUCGUUGUGGCCGGCCUCUAUCAGACACACUAGUCUAUAUGACACUGGCUGGCAACUUCUUCUAUGCAACUAAUUUCGAAAGACCUAAGUUCGAAGAGCAUAUGAAUGCGACCAAUGCGAUAGUUGUACCUGACGCGGUCGACGUGCUCGCGUCUGAAAUGUGGUCGUCCGGCUUCCACGGGGUCCAGUUUAAAAAUUUACGUCAAUUAGAUUUACGGCUCUGUGGCAUCAGAGAAUUGGAAGAUUCUCCGUUCAGAAAUAUGCCGAAUCUUGAAAAAUUAUUUCUCGGGGAAAACAAUAUUUAUGUAAUCAAUGAAAACUCCUUCAAGGGCUUAUCGAAUCUUAUUCAUUUGGAUAUAAGCAGAAACUAUGAAUACAAUACGAAUGAAAUAUAUCGAGGCCUGUUCUUUGGCGAUUUAAAAGUUUUCUCGAGAUUUACACGAUUAAAAACAUUAGAUUUAUCAUACACUAAGAUGCGACAAGAAAAUCUCCACGCGAUAAAAAAAAUAAGAAGUUUACAGAGUUUAUCAAUAUGUGAGACAGAGUUGACAAACAUGGAAGCGAGCUGGCUGGCGGGCACCUCCGUCAAAUAUCUAGAUGUGUCCGGGAAUCAAAACAUAUUUAAAGAUAUAAAAGCCUUGCAAGGCCUUAAGUCCACAUUACAAGUAGUGUAUGCUAACGAUAUCGCUCUAAACAGUCUAGAUGUUUUUGAUAGUUUAUCUUCAUUGGAAAUAUUACUAGUGUCGAAUAAUGAAAUAUCCACAAUAAAGAAGAAAGUAGCUAAAAGCCUUAUCAAUCUUCAGGCCUUGAUUCUGGACAUGAACAGACUUACGACCUGGUUCAGGCCUACUAUAGUUCUGAUGCCGAACCUAAAAUUUUUGUCAAUGAGAAACAACAUCAUUAACUUAAUUUCGGAGGAGAUGGAAAAUGAUUUUGAAAAUUUAAUGUACAUUGGAAUUUCAGGUAAUUUCGUCGUAUGCAAUUGUAACGCGAGAGAACUGUUUCUGCUAGCUUUGAGAAAUGAAAAGAUUCUGCCGGAUCAAUUUAUUCAUUCAAUUAAUAAUAGCGAUGAUAAUGGAAGUACAGUAUAUCACACCGGAUUUAGAGACAUUAAUUAUUUAAUAUCGAACAGAAAGCGAGUCAAGUCUGUUUGCGCCAACAACGAGUGUAAGGAAGAUCUCAGUUCCAAAUCUUCUGGAAACUUCCAGUUGUUUGACUACGACGACAGCACGUACACGUGUCUGCUGGUGGUGGAAGGCAGGACCACAAAGUUCGCCACGAUACCGUCGUGCGGCGCGCGCAGUGAAAUCGGUAUCGAUGAUGUUAUUUCGAAUACUCUGGAAAAAUUAUACUAUUUGGUAAUACCGUUGUUUGUAUUACCGUUUCUUAUAUUUGGAUAUAUUUUUAGACGGAAUAUCAGAUAUUUCUUUAUAACUAUGAGAAAUUCAACAAUGCUUAGUUUAAUCAAUAAUGAAGAUAUUAUAGAUGAGAACACCAUCUUCAACUACGACGUGUUCGUGUCGUACUGCCACGAGGACCGCGGCUGGGUGCUGGACCAGCUGCUGCCGCACGUCGAGGUCGACGCCAACGUCAGCGUCUGUCUGCACGAGCGGGACUUCAUGGUGGGAUUAUCCAUCCUUGAGAAUAUCGUUUCGUGCAUGGAUCGUUCGAAGACUAUUCUACUGAUCCUGUCACGGAAGUUCCUGUUGAGUCAAUGGUGUCAGUUUGAAAUGCAUUUAGCUCAACACAGACUGCUUGAGACGAGACGGGAGGAUCUGAUACUAGUCCUUCUAGAAGAAAUUCCCCGACGUCUGCGGCCCAACACCCUGCACUACUUAAUGCUGACCAACACGUACGUCGUCUGGCCAAAGGAAAAAGCCGAACAAACUAUGUUCUGGAGAAGACUGAAUAAGAGUUUACUAACGCAUAAAAUGAGACAAGCAAACAAUGACUCCAUAGCAUGAUGAAUAUACAAUGGUUAAGGAAAUAGCAGUUCAUAUUUUUAUACCAUUUUCGUUAUACCUU